This is a messenger RNA of Carlito syrichta (Philippine tarsier), 1432 nucleotides long. It is a transcript of the gene SMIM7, whose product is annotated as small integral membrane protein 7. The transcript has 5 exons. The record is from RefSeq and is a predicted model, not a curated record. Bases 42 to 269 code for a protein of 75 amino acids. NCBI's taxonomy places the organism in Eukaryota, Metazoa, Chordata, Mammalia, Primates, Tarsiidae.
AGCUUCCGCUUCCGGUUCUGACGGGCACUUCGGCCGUAACGAUGAUCGGAGACAUCCUGCUGUUCGGGACGCUGCUGAUGAAUGCUGGGGCGGUGCUCAACUUUAAGCUGAAAAAGAAGGACACGCAGGGCUUUGGGGAGGAGUCUCGGGAACCCAGCACAGGUGACAACAUCCGGGAAUUCUUACUGAGCCUCAGAUACUUCCGAAUCUUCAUUGCCCUGUGGAAUGUCUUUAUGAUGUUCUGCAUGAUUGUGCUAUUUGGCUCUUGAGCCCCAGAUGUGGAAACAAGACCUCAUCUUCCCAGAUGCCGAGUCUCCACCCCUCCAUUCCUGAUGACUUCCAAGAAUGUUUUUGACCAGAAAAACCGCCGCUCUUCCCAGAAAGCCCAGGCUCGUGGUGGGUGGAAAAAUGUUCACCAGGAUGUACGUGGUUUCCCAGCCUUGUCACUGUUGUCAGAGACACUUUCCUUGUGGUGUCUGAAUUAGCAUGCUAUCUGUCUUUUGAAGUGGUUUCAGGAGGGUGUGUGUCAGGGGCUGUUAUAAGAUUGCAUUCCCCAUAGAUAAAAGAACAUGGCAAGAUGUUUCAGUGUAUUAGAAUCCCUCCUUCUACAAGAAACCUGUUUAUGGAUCUUUUUGAUGUAUUUUUAAUAACCAUCCUUUUACUUAGAACCAUAAAGAUGUGUAAGCAUCAUUUUUACCCAGGAUUCUGAGCAGGAGGGUAGGUUUUUCAGCUUAACACAGGCUCCGCGCUUGGACAGUGUUUAUGAGGAUACACAGUGCUGCUUGCUGAGUCUGAUAGCAUCUAGGCCAGUCCAAGGCCUGCAUUCCAAUUCCAUCCCCAUCCCAGCGGGGUCUGCUUGGCUACUCAGUGCAACUGAAGUUGUCCUUAAGACCUUCAGGAGUGGGUAACCCAUAGUAGGGACACUGACCUUCCUGUUUAGACUCUAAACUCUUGGCUAAAGGGAUGUAAUAGGUCCAGGGGAAAUAUUGCCAAUUUCCACAGAAGAGGCAUAUGGACAGGUGGUGGGACAGACCAGGUAGUAGGAGAAAUUUCACUUUGUCUUGAAAUCUUUUGUUAAAUAAAAUGACUCUGGGGCCUUGAAUUGUAAAGUUACAAGAAUGAGAGUGAUUUUAUUAUGUGGUGAUAUUGGGACCGUGCUCGGAAAGCUUGGGUUUCUGAGUCAAGGCUGAAACACAGUGAGUCUCAAUCUAGGACAUACAGUAUUGUUCCAGAAGCUUCUUUGAACGGGAGUCCUGGUUUCAUUGCCAAAAUGAAACCCUUUGGGGUCAGCGCCCAAACCUCACAGGUGUAGGAUUUGUUUGUUGUGUUUUUUGAAAUCCUAACUUGGAGGUAAACCUGGAGGGACGAAAAAGUAAAUAUGUGGGCUUUUAGGACUGAGUAGCCUUGAAAAUAAAGCUUAUUUUGAAAAGGA